AUGAUGUUCGGUCGAACGACAACGGCGCGCUUUGUUCGCCGGAAUUGCACGCGGCAGUUUGAAAUAAAUGGACAGCGACAGGGCCAAUUGUGGCAGUACCGACGGCAGUUUGCCAGCGCAGCAGGAAAUGCUGGGACAGCCAAAGCGGAUGACAUCUAUGACGUGGUCUGUGUUGGCGGCGGACCGGCCGGUCUGAGCCUCUUGACGGCCUUGCGCGCAAACCCGGUCACAGCUGGACUUCGUUUGGCGCUUGUGGAGGCCCAGGACCUCGACCAACUGCGGGCCUACUCACCGGCGCCAGAGAAGUUUGCUAACCGCUGCAGCUCGCUGACGCCCUCUUCCGCGCGCUACCUCGACCGCAUCGGUGCUUGGACCCACAUGCGCCGCGAGCGUGUGCAGGCGUACGAGGCGAUGCGAGUGUGGGACGGCGUGUCGGGGGCGCGCAUUGCCUUUGACCAGCCCGUGGGAGCGACAAUGCCGUCGGACACGGGAUCGACGGUGGCGUACAUGGUGGAGAACAGCAAUUUGACGGCAGGCCUACUGAGUCGGCUGGACGAGCUGGGCGGCGUGGCCGUGUUUGACGGCGCGCGCGUGGACAGCAUUGAGUACGGUAAAGCGGAUGAUGGCCUAGACCUGUCUGAGUGGCCGGCCGUUCGGGUCAGCGGCGGCAAGACGUUGCUGGCACGGCUGUUGGUGGGUGCUGACGGCGCCAACAGCCCCGUGCGGACGUUUGCCGACAUUGAGGCAUGUGGCUGGUAUUACGGUCGGCACGGCGUCGUGGCCACGCUGGAGCUGGACGAGGACAGCGCCAUCUUGGGUGCUGGCCGUAAGACGGCCUACCAGCGCUUUCUGCCGACGGGUCCGGUGGCCAUGCUGCCGCUGCCGGGCCGGCUGGCGACGUUGGUUUGGUCGACGACGCCGGAGCGAGCGGCACGGCUGCGAUCACUGGCGCCCGACGACUUUGUGGCCCUGGUCAAUGCGGCUUUCCGGCUGCGGCCUGUCGAACUGACAUACCUGCACGGCCAGCCGUCAGGGCAGGUGGACGAGGUGGCCUGGCGGCUGCAGCAGGAGGGCGGAGGCGUGCCGGAUGUGGCAGACAUGCCACCCCAUGUCGUCGGCGUACAGGCCGGCACCGUGGCUUCGUUCCCGCUGCGGAUGCGCCACGCCGACGCAUACGUGGGCGAGCGGGUGGCCUUGGUCGGCGACGCCGCCCACACGGUGCAUCCGUUGGCCGGCCAGGGCCUCAACCAGGGCCAGGGCGACGUCGAGAGCCUGGCACGCGCAAUCGCCUAUGCCGUGGCACAUGGCCAGGACCUGGGCGUGCGCUCGUCGCUGGAGCCGUACCCGGCUGAACGUUAUGCAGCCAAUCACGUGCUUCUGGGCGUCUGCGAUAAGCUGCACAAGCUGUAUGUGGUCGAGAACGGCCCGCUGGUGCCGCUGCGAUCGUGGGGCCUGCGCGCCGUCGACGCCUUGCAACCGGUCAAGGCCUUUCUCAUGCGUCAGGCCGCCGGCGGGACGCGGUGA
This is a messenger RNA of Grosmannia clavigera kw1407, 1524 nucleotides long. Its product is annotated as ubiquinone biosynthesis monooxgenase. The coding region runs from base 1 to 1524 and encodes 507 amino acids. Gene Ontology annotation, biological process: ubiquinone biosynthetic process. The record is from RefSeq and is a predicted model, not a curated record. Gene Ontology annotation, cellular component: mitochondrion. Gene Ontology annotation, molecular function: FAD binding; 2-octaprenyl-6-methoxyphenol hydroxylase activity; oxidoreductase activity, acting on paired donors, with incorporation or reduction of molecular oxygen, NAD(P)H as one donor, and incorporation of one atom of oxygen. The transcript has 2 exons. Lineage: Eukaryota; Fungi; Ascomycota; Sordariomycetes; Ophiostomatales; Ophiostomataceae.